CUGCCAGCCUCAAAGUGUCUUAAUGCUACAAGACGUAACAAGUGGAAGAUUCUGCAUUCUGCUGCAAGAACACAGAGCACCGGAGAUCUUAGAAUGUCAGCAUUCGAUAUCGCAACACUGCCGGAGGAUCAUUUCCAGUGUUCCAUCUGCGAGGACGUCUUCUCUGACCCAGUCAGCACGCCCUGCGGCCAUAACUUCUGCAGGACCUGUCUGGACACGCGCUGGGAUGGCGGCGAGCUAUGCCACUGCCCCAGGUGCAACAAAAGGUUCCACGUGAAGCCCGAGUUCUCGACAAAUGCCGUCAUCUCCGAGAUUUCCGUCCAAAUAAAGAGGAGGAAGACGCAGGCGCUGGAGAGCCUGGAGGCGCCGGGGCAGGUGACGUGUGAUGUGUGCACGCAGUUCAGGUUCAAGGCCCUCAAGUCCUGCCUGGUGUGCCUGACCUCGUACUGCGAAGCACACCUCGAGCCUCACCAGAGAGUCCCCUCCCUCAUGAGACACAAGCUGACGGACCCGGUCCAGAACCUGGAAGAGAGGGUUUGUGAGAAGCACGCCAGGAUCCUGGAGUUUUUCUGCAGGGACGAGCAGGUGCUCAUCUGUCUGCUGUGCUUGGAGACGCAGCACAAAGACCACGAGGCGGUGCCCGUCGAGGAGGAAGGAGCUCAACAGAGGGAAAAUAUCGAGUCCAAAAAAGCCAAGAUCAAAGAGAUGAUUGAUGAAAGGACCGAAAAGAUUAAGGAGUUCAGUGAAUGCUCUGAAAUGAACAAAGUGACAACACAGAAGGAGAUCGAGGAUUGCGAGAAACUUUUCGACACCCUGAUGGACAAAGUGAAAGAGAUUCACAGCAAAGUGAAGUCAAACAUUGAUGAGAAGCUCAGAAAAUACCAGGAGAGAGACCAAGCGAUGAUUCAAGUGCUGAGAGGGGAAAUUGUGGAACUGCAGAAGAAACAAUCGCAUCUGGAGGAGCUUUCAAAAAAUGAAGACCACCUUAAACUUAUCCAGACUUUGCGGGCUCUAAACACCACGUCAGAUGCCCAGGACUGGUCCAAUAUUAAGGUGUACCCGGAUCUGUUCAUGCAGACAGUGAGGAGAGCCAUGUCUCAUCUUGUCCAUGCUUUUAAAGUCGAACUGAAAACUCUGAUGAACACAGAGCUGACCAGGAUGAGACAAUACAAAGAAUCGGUUACUUUUAACCAAUCCACUGCUGGUGCCGGCCUUGUGGUGAUGGAGUUUGGAUCGCGUGUGAAAUUCCGCAAAGUGAGCGCGGACGCCUUGACAUCCGACGACGAGGAGCGUCUCAGCUGCCCCAUGAUUUUCGGGACGAAGGGCUUCUCCUCGGGCCGGCACUACUGGGAGGUCCAAGUGGGCCUGAGAAACAACUGGGAUGUCGGGGUCGCCAAGGAGACGGUGGAUAAAACCGGCAGGGCAGCGAUCAAAAAAGAGAAUGGAUUCUUUGCCAUAGGAAAGAGGGGAUUUGACUACCAAGUUCACUGUGCGGGCUAUACAGUUCUCCACCUCUGCCCUCGGCCGAGAAAAGUGGGGGUAUACUUGGACUAUGAGGACGGCAGAGUGUCUUUCUUUGAUGUGGAUCAGAAGCUACACAUCUACUCUUUCUUGGGGGAGUGUUUCUCGGGGAAACUUUUCCCAUACUUCUAUCUGUACAGCAGAGCAAAGAAAUCUGAGGCUUUGGCUAUUAGCUAUAUAUACUAAGAGCAUCUCCUCGCUCUUAUUCCUUUUGAAAUAAAGAAAAAAAUGUAGUGAUAUUGCUGUUACCUUAUCUUAAUAUAACCAAUUUUAAAACUUAGUUUAAACAGUUUAAAAACACGUGAUCCAGACAUCUGGUAUUUUCUGUGGAAUGCUUUAUACAUGUACCAAGUUGUCAGUUCAGCUUCUUUCAUUAUAGACAAAAUAUUUAAACCAGUUUGGUUUCACUUCUCCUUCAAUACAUGACAAAAGAACAUUGCAAGAUAUGAUACAGAAGUCUUAUGAUUGGCUAACAUCAAAUUGUAUUUUCUGAAAGAACUCUAGUUCUGAU
Messenger RNA from Menidia menidia (Atlantic silverside), 2032 nucleotides. The record is from the annotation of a GenBank genome assembly. Lineage: Eukaryota; Metazoa; Chordata; Actinopteri; Atheriniformes; Atherinopsidae.